This is a messenger RNA of Rhinolophus ferrumequinum (greater horseshoe bat), 893 nucleotides long. Its product is annotated as leukocyte immunoglobulin-like receptor subfamily B member 4. The record is from RefSeq and is a predicted model, not a curated record. The transcript is spliced from 5 exons. Bases 460 to 816 code for a protein of 118 amino acids. Lineage: Eukaryota; Metazoa; Chordata; Mammalia; Chiroptera; Rhinolophidae.
CAUGAAUGGGGUGACCUGGGUCACGCAAGGAGGUGGGCUCCCCUGUGGACCGACGGAGUGUGGGCUUAGCGCACCUGCCACAGGGAAACGAAAUAGAUGGGGAAGGUCAGCUGAGAAAAGGACUUUCCCAGAAUCUCAAAUCAGAAAAUCUAGAAAGAAUACACUUAAUGUCAGCACACAUGCACGAAUUUGAGAUACUCUUUCAUCAUUUUCAAUCUUUCUUAUGAAAUAUUGGAACAUAUGCACAAGUGUGUUUAAGCUUUCCGUCUUUCCUCUGCAGGGCUCAGGGAGGGCGGGUGGUCCUAACCUCCCAGGGCUGGGACUGUCCCUCUUGACCAGCCCAGAGAGGCUCAUUUCCAACCUCAUGCAGGGGCCGCAGACCCAGAGCCCAAGGACAGAGGCCUGCAGAACAGCUCUAGCCCAGCAGUUGACGUCCAGGAAGAGACCCUCUAUGCUGCCAUGAAGGACCCACAGCCUGAGGAGGCCAUGAAGCUGGACCCCCAGCAGAACAGGCACAAUAAAGACCCCCAGGGAGUGACGUAUGACCAGGUGAACCUCUCAAGAUCAAGAUUCAGGCGGGGAGUGGCCACCCCUCCUUCUCCCCUGUCAGGGGGGUUGCUGGACACGAAGGACAGACACGCAGAAGAGGACAGGCCGAUGGACAGUCAGGCUGCAUCAUCUGAUGACCCCCAGGAUGUGACCUACGCCCAGCUCAGCCACUUGACCCUCAAACGGGAGACAAGUGCACCCCCUUCUUCCCCGUCAGAGGAGCCCGCAGAUGAGCCCAGCAUGUACGCUGCUCUGGCCAUCCACUAGUCCAGGAAGGGCCCAGACCCCACUCCAGGGAGGGGGCCUGCAGGGACCCUGGAAGGCACAGGGGCUGCCCCCCCGUG